This is a messenger RNA of Culex quinquefasciatus (southern house mosquito), 1533 nucleotides long. RefSeq names its product clavesin-1. The record is from RefSeq and is a predicted model, not a curated record. NCBI's taxonomy places the organism in Eukaryota, Metazoa, Arthropoda, Insecta, Diptera, Culicidae. Gene Ontology annotation, cellular component: membrane. Gene Ontology annotation, molecular function: phosphatidylinositol bisphosphate binding. The transcript is spliced from 4 exons. Bases 339 to 1229 code for a protein of 296 amino acids.
GUUCCUCCAACACUGUUACUUGGAGGAACUGAUAAACGGCGGACAGUUUGGUGUGUUUGUUUGAAGAAGUCCGCUGUGUCCAUUCUAUUUGUGUAUUGUGUGUGUACUUUUUUUUUUUUUGUAUUUUCAAUAAAUAUACUUGCCCCUUAGUGAGAAUGUUUUUGCUUUGAGUUCAGCCCCAGAUGCGAUAGGGAUUGAGAGUGUGUCUUUGGUAGAUGAUUAGCCUCGAGCCUCAGUCAGUUGCUAAUCGGACGCUUUCCCGGACGGUUCUGGCAGCCUGGUGAAUCCUUCAAGACUCGGUGAUCUAUUCUAGAAAGAAAUUACAAGAAAGCACCAAUAUGUCCCAAAAGUUCGACAUCGACACGGAUCCACCGUCCGAGGAGCUGCUCGAGUUCGCCCGGAAAGAACUGCGCGAAACGCCGGAAAUCCGCGAGGCUGCCAUCCUGGAACUGCGCGCCCUGCUCAAGGAGGCCACCGAUCUGCACUACAAGGACGAUGACGAGUUCCUGCUGAUCUUCCUGCGUCCGUGUCACUUCUACCCGGAAAGUGCGCUCAAAAUGAUGCGUCGCAUCGCCGAGUUCAAGAAGAGCAACCACAACCUGCUGCACAACCUGAUGCCGGAGGACGAGAAGCGGGCCUUCACCGAGCACAACGUGGUCAACGUGAUGGCGAACCGCGACCAGAAGGGACGCCGCGUGCUGCUGGUCAACUGUGGCCAGCUGUGGGACCCGAAGGCGGUCAGCUCGGAGCAGCUGUUCCGGCUGUUCUACAUCAUCCAUCUGUUGGCCCAGCUCGAGCCGGAGACGCAAAUCAACGGCGCCGUGGUCAUCAUGGACUUUGACGGACUUGGCAUGAAGCAGGUCAAGGCGCUGUCGCCGUCCUUCUCGAAGCUGCUGCUGACCUUCAUCCAGGAGGCCCUUCCGCUGCGACUCAAGGAGGUGCACAUCAUCAAGCAACCGUUCAUCUUCAAGAUGGUUUGGGCUCUGUUCACACCCUUCAUUAAGGAGAAGCUCAACAAGCGCAUCUUUUUCCACGGCAACGACAUGCGCAAGAUCCACAAGUUCAUCGAUCCGGAGUAUCUGCCGGGGGAUUACGGCGGUACACGCCCCUUCAUGGACUACGGAGGCCGCAACUGGUUCCCGUGCGUGUUUCGCCACAUCGACCACAUCAACGACUGGAAUACGUUCGGCUUCGUGGACGAUCCCGAACUGCAAAAGUACUGGAAAUAGAGGCGAUUUUGCGACCUUUUUUUCUUCCAAUAGAAACACUCCACUACUUAUUAAUCGUAGCUUAGAAAGCAAUGUAAUCUUCUUGUAGAAGCUUUUGAAAUUGUAGCAAUUGUAGUAUCGUAGAAGUAGAUAGUAUUCAAAUUUUCAGGUUAUUUGAAGAAUGUAGUAUAAAAUUGGUAUUACAAUUGGAUUUAAAUCUCGAGCAACUGUCGAUGCAAAAGUAUUAUUUUUCAAACAAAAUUACAAAAAAUAUAGACUGAUAAAUGAACGAUUCACUGAAUAAAGUAUCGUAGUAAACCAUGAA